AUGCCUCAAGAGUCUAUCGAAAUAUAAAUGUUAAAACAACAAGUUUAAUUAUUACAAUAAGAACUACAAUAAAUUCAUUAAUAUGGUAAUAUACGAAUACUUUGGAAUAAUAUAUUCUCAAAGUUAGAAACCAUUACAUUUACAUCUCAAUAACCUCUUAAAAUCUAUUAACAAUUAAUGUUUAGACAAAGCUUAUCUCAAGAUCAAAUCAAACUUGAAUAUCUCUCAUAAGAUGCAGAAUGUCAAACAGAUGAUGAUUAAAUUAAAUUAAAUGUACAAGACACAAUCAAAUCCUGUAUUUAAUCAAUUAAAAUUGAAUUGAAAAUACAAUAAGAAAAGUAUUUCUAGGAUAAUUUAAAUUAAAUUGAAUAAUGCUUAGAAAAUAUUCUAAACUAUUCAAAACAUAAGUAAAAUAAAUCAAAUCAAAAAAUAAGAUCAUCUAUUAAUUCAUCUCUUUCAAUACCAACAACUAUUAUAAACUUAUCUACAAAAGAAAAUUACAUUACAAAACCUAUUAGCAAUUUAGAAUAAGAACUUAAGGUAUGAAUGCAAUAUCAUUCUUAGGAUAGUUAAAUUAAUGAAUUAAAAAAACAGAAUUAAGCUCUAAAAUAAGAUAUUCAAAAACUAUAACUCAUUUAGAAUUAAUUAAGCACUUAAUUAGAAGAAAAAGAAGCAAAAGUAAAACUUUUAAAUUUUAUGGUAUUGAAUCAUCAGCAAUAAAAAAUUGAAUUUGGAUUUCCAUAAUAUGAUAAUUUUAAAUUAUGA
Paramecium pentaurelia is the source of this 765-nucleotide messenger RNA. The record is from the annotation of a GenBank genome assembly. Lineage: Eukaryota; Ciliophora; Oligohymenophorea; Peniculida; Parameciidae.